AUAUCGCCUGCGUUGUGCCAUUCCUAUGGGCAGUAGUGCUGGUCUAUGCUCAUGCAAUAUCAUGCAAGUGCAAUUCCACGGCCUUAGAAGCUAUACAAGAUCUUGUCGCUGUUUUUGCCAUAAUGGCAUUGUCAGGAGAGUUAAUGGAUCUGGUCCGGCCUUCCCAGCAGUGUAUGCUGUCGGAGAUGUGUUGGAUGUUCUCCCGGCGGAGAACAGGAGACCAUCCUUCAGGAGCGGACAUGGACUGCGGCAUGCCGAAUCUGCAAUGUGGAGGGCGCUUGGGCAUGCAGCCAUAGAGCGCAUGGAAGCGGAAGAACGCCAAGUGGGUGAAUGGCCUCCACGGGCUCUGGCAUUGACGCGGCCUGACCACAGCACCACCGCGACCAGACAACAGGUUGGGGUAGGUGGCAGCAGACUUCACCCUGCCUACUUGCCUCCACCAGAUCCUGGCAAAAUUGGACCAUUGGAUCCGUUGCCUACAUUUGGAGCUGGAUUGGGGCAUUCUUUGCCAAAGCUCCCUCCUUUGGCGGGACCUGCUUCCGCAGUGGGGACGACGCUCCCACUCUACGCUGGCGGCUAUGGUGGGGCCCUUCCUCCCGGUCCUGGUUUGGAUCACGGUGUAGAAUACCCGGAUGCCCACUAUCCGCCAUGGGCUUCUGGCACGCCACCAACUGACAUCACCGAGCCGUGGGUUCCUGGAUUUUACAACGCCCGGGACGACUUGACCAAGAUCUCCUUCUCUUCCAUGCCACCUCUUCUUUGUAUCAUUCAUGCAUGGCAGCGCCCAAAGUGGCUACGGCCAGCUGGCUUCCUUUGAGCCAGGAAGGCUGGUACGGUACAGUACUCACACAAAGGCAUGUGAGGCAAGUGUGCUGCACCAUCUUGAUUGAAAAAGCUGACUUUCCAAGGUCAAG
Molecule: messenger RNA, 914 nt
Organism: Durusdinium trenchii
Lineage: Eukaryota; Dinophyceae; Suessiales; Symbiodiniaceae
Source: the annotation of a GenBank genome assembly